UACGGAAUAUCGUGACUCUAUCUCAUGAUCUGGCCUUCGCUAAGAUCCGGUCGAGAUUCGUGAAUUUAGGGUGUGUAUGCCUACUUGCCGACUGCACUCUUAUCUUAUGUUUUUUUAUUGAAAUAUAAGUAAAGUUAGCAGCCAACUUGCGAUUAUUGCAAGUCAUUCUGGCUCUUGGGUGAUCAUUUUGUCUCGACUGUGUUUGCCCAGUGAAGUCGAGAUGUGGUCUGAGUCCCAGCAGGUCUGCGGGAGUUGGAGGACUUUGGUGAACAGCCUCUACAAUGACCCCAAGGUGACGCAGCUGAUGAACACCCGGAUGGGGCAGUACCUGAGCAGCCACCCGUCCCUGGCCCUCACCCUGUUGGUGUUCAGCGUCAUGGCCACAGUGCCUGUUGGACUUUUCCUGUGUUUUGCACUGGUGACCAUCACUCUCAAUGCAGUAGGGUUUGUUUUCUUCGAGGUUUUCCUUUUGUGUGUAGGAGGGGUGACGCUGCUGUGCGUGCUCUCUGGCCUGGUUCUCUUCUCCAUCGUGUUUUCUUUGGUCGUAAAUGCUUGUUACAUCACUACCUCCAACAUCCUCAACUUCUACCACACUCAGCGGACGGCGUCUGAGUGGGACAUCCCUGUGAAGGCCAGAGGGAGUGAAACUUCAAGAUUGGCACACAGGAAACCGUAGCUUUGUUUUUCUGUGGAUUAGCACUCCUCAAUCUGGCUGGCUGGGAUUCAUGGAUUCAGACACUUGAUCAACUCUGGGACCCUGCAGUUACAGGAUAUAUUCUCUGACCGCACAGCUACUCUGUUAGCUUCUUAUAUAUGACAAAAGCUCAAAUAUAACUUAAAAAAAAAAUGCUGCGAAAUGUUACAUGGAAUGUCUUUAUA
Molecule: messenger RNA, 879 nt
Organism: Myripristis murdjan (pinecone soldierfish)
Lineage: Eukaryota; Metazoa; Chordata; Actinopteri; Holocentriformes; Holocentridae
Product: promethin-like
Exons: 5
Coding region: 221-676 (151 amino acids)
Source: RefSeq, a predicted model, not a curated record